UGACCAACGAACCGGCGCCGCUGUUCAGCUAGCCGUGACGACAGGCCCGUUUCACCGCGGAGGACUCCUCUCAGCCCCCCAGUGCUCACACCGACUCUGCGCUAGAUCCCCGUAAUGUCAUGCGCUGCGUGGGUCCGCCGUCGAUCGCAGGGGCUCGUCGCCUUGUGUGUCCCAACGUUGGACCUUCACCACCGAGCCCACGACUGAUCAUGACGCAGCAGGAGCAGCAAGAUUUCACAGAGAGCCUGGAGGCGGCCCUCUCCUGGAUGCGGGCCAUCCAGGAGAGGCUGAAGGCCAACGACGACACCCAAGGGCCCCGCGACGCCCUGGAGGCCCGACUCAGGGAGACAGAGAAAAUCCAUCAGUCGACGCACGAAGGUCGCGUUAAGAUGGACAUGGCGCUGGUGGCAGCCGAGAUCCUCCUGCAGAACGGAGACGAGGAGUUGAGGAGCAACACCCUUGCCAAGCUCAAAGAUCUGAAAAGCUUGUGGGAGGAGACGUCCACCUACAUCAUUCACUGUCACAGUCGAAUCGAGUGGGUGUGGCUUCACUGGAGCGAGUACCUGAAGGCUUACGAGGAGUUUGAGCUGUGGCUGGCGCGGCAGCAGUGUGUCCUGGAGGCCGGGGUGGAGCUGCAGCUUGGGGUGAAGGAGAAGCUCUGGCAGGUGGACCAGCAAAGAGUCGUAGUCAGCAACAUCGACGGACAGGCCGUCCUGUUGGAGAGGCUGCUGGACGAGGCCGCCGCCCUGCACAACAGGACCCAGGAUCCCAGUGUGGAGCCCCAAGUGCAGGAGAGGCUGCAGGAGGCCUACAAAGAUGUUCGAGACAGAGCCGAGGAGCGUCUGCUGUUGCUGCACAAGAUCGCAGAGGAACACCAGACGUACCAAGGCUGUGUUCAGAGGUUCCAGUCCUGGCUGCUGUCGAAAACCAAGGAGCUAACUGAUCUGAUGAACAAGGACAACACAGCUGAGGACAAGCUCAGAGCCUUACAGGCUCUGGAUGAAAGUGUGGCAGGCGAGGAGAAGACCCUUCAGCACAUAGAGGGUGUGGCGGAGGCAGUGAGGAGCAGCACCUCUCCUGUUGGGGCGGAGGUGGUGGUGGAGGAGGCCGAGGAGCUGCGGCUGGGCUGGCAAAGGCUGCGGCAGGGUCUGUGGGGGGCUGAGGAGGGCCUGCGCUCCAGCCUGGACUCCCAAACUCAGUACUUGGCCAGGUGUCAGCGGCUAGGUGAGGAUAUCAACAACCUCAGGCUGCUGCUGCAGGAGCUGGACCAGGAGCUGGCUGAGGGCCGCGAGGCUGACGACUGCACUGAGGAGCAGAUAGUGUGCCAGUGGAGGAAAUACAUGGGUGUAAGGAAUACUCUGGCAGGGGAAGAGUCCCAAGUGGAACUUCUCAAGAUUCAGCUUAAGGAGCUUUUUAAGUUCUCUGUUGACUCCCAACACAUUUCUGAUGAGGUCCUGGAGGUUGUCAAAGAUCAUCAGAGUGUGAAAUCCCGAGCGACCAGGCUGUGUUCCGAGUCCGAGACAGGGCUGAGAAACGUCCUCCAGGACCCGCUGCUGGUCUACGCCCAGUGGAGCCACAUGGUGUCUCGUGUGUUAGAGGCUUCUGCUGAGGUUACCGACUUCUCCCACAUUGCCAUGUUGGCCCAGAACAUAGAGCGCCUGCUGAAGGACAGCGUCCAGCUGCAGAAGCGUCUGAGUCUUCUGCAUGAGAAGGGAGACCUGCUGGACUCUGUGUUUGGUCCUGAGAGGUCGGAUGGUUUGCAGGAUGAGCUGAGUGCUGCCAUCAAAAACAGAGAGCUACUGCACAAUCAGCUGCUGCAGAGGACGAGCAGGUUACAGGCCUUAAUCUCAAGAACCAAGGACUUUGGUGACGCCUACAAGUUGAUUUGCUCUAAGAUGACCCAUCUUCAAGACCAACUGAUGGUAGCAGAUGGUCUCCAGCCUGACAUCUUGGCCAAGAAAAGUCAGUCAGACCAGUUCAGGGUGAUCCAGAAGGACCUGGAGGACUGUGAAGCCCACAUCAUAGCGCUGGAGACUCUGGUCUCCUCCAGUCAGAGCAACAGGACGAAUUUUGAGAGACUGUGUGCUGAUUGGAAACAUCUGCAAAAGGCAGUCAGGGCAAAGGUGCACGAGAGCGAGGAGAGCAUUGCGCUUCAUGAGAGCUUCCAUGACAGCCUGCUGAACAUGGAGAAGUGGCUGAUGAUCAUGAAGCAAAAGCUGAACUCGUUUCACAGCUCCUCCUCGGGAGAAUGGAGCAUAGAGGGCCGCCAACAUGAAGCUGAGAGAGCACUGGGAGAAUUUCCAGUGAAGGACAUUCAGCUGCAGCAGAUGGAGGUCCAGGGUCAGGGGGUUUUGGAGAAGACUUCAAAGGAGGGACAGAUCCACAUUCUGCGAGACAUGAAGCGACUGCGAGAGUCCUGGUUGGCGCUCUACAACUUGAGUCUUAAUCUUCACAGGCUGCUGUACAGCUCCAUGGACUUGACUGAGUCUGAUUUAUGGAGGGUUGGUGGCCUAUCUGUGGAUAGCUCAUUAGCUACAGAGCUCAGUCUAGGGGAGGAGGUCAGUGAGGUUAGGGGAGGGGGCUACAGGAGCCAGAGAGACCAACAACAAGACCAGCCAACAGAGGAGUCUGGAGCUUUGACAAGCCCUGAGCCUGGACAAGGAGAAGGUCUGGCGGGAGCGGCAGGGGAACGAGCCAUGACGGGGAGAAGUGGGUGGAUCCAGGCGCAUGCUGAAGGUCACCUCACACUGGCUGGACAACAAGAUGAACAUCUCAUUCCAUCAAGGACAGACGAGGACAGUGGCCACUCAUUUAAAGGAGAUGAAGUAGAUUCCUCUGUUUUGAGCAUUCGUGGUAGAUUAAGACAGGUUUUGCAAGACACAGACGGAAGUCCCGCUGAUAAAUCAACAGGGGCUGACAACCGCAUCUUGGUCGGAGACAGAGGGGCAGGAGCAUUAACCGCAAAGGGGAACACAGGACACUGCAAAUCCAGAAGGAGUGGGUUUGAGGCCUGGCUGUGCAAAGAGAAUGAACUCCUCUCAGGGAUCCUCAGCAUCAAGGGAGCAACACUCAGUGCCAAAGAAAUCAAGAUCCGACAGGACACGCUCAAAGCUCUGAGGGCAGGAAUCCCCUGGGGCCAAGAGGAGUUCCAGGAGUUGCUCCAGGAAAAUCUGUGCGAAACAGCUGGUUCUGGGUCAGAGGAUGUUGGUCUCGAGGAUCUCCGCUACCGCUGGAUGCUCUACAAGUCCAAACUGAAGGAUGUGGCCGACGUCAGGGCCAGGACCAGCGCUAAGACAGUCCAAGCCGAAGAAGAGAAGAUGGCUACCGCAGCGAAGGUUCAAAAGAAGCCCGGGUUGAUGCAGCGGGUGUGUCGGCUGGCCUUUCCUCUGUGGCUCCUCCUCCUGGCCCUGCUGCUCCUGGUGCUCCUGCUGCCCCUCAUGGAGGUGGGCCACAGCUGCUCGCUCUCCAACAACUUUGCCCGGUCCUUCAACAUCAUGCUCCGCUUUGACGGACCUCCACCCACAUAGGAAACCUCGUCUGACAACACGAAAUACAGUCACAUCUGAUCUUUCUCCUAUAAUGGGCCACGGCUGAUGUCGGAAGUUUUAACUGUUAUACCUGAGAUCUCCCAUUCCCUUCCCCAUCGAUCAUCACGCAAGACUGUGAUACAACACAAAAAAACACCAAACAACCUGUAGCCCUGUGUUCUUGUGCAACAAAACAUACUCAGACUCCUUUUAAAUAGUAGUCUAACGACUUUACUCUAAAACUACCAAUUUCACUAAUAGCUUUGAUAAAACUAAUGAUUCAGUUGCAUUUUUUUCCUCAUCUCAUAUAACUUAAACGAGGAUGGACUCAAGAGUACCUGGAGUUUGAUCCCACAUCUGCUAGCAUCAAAUUCAACCAUUCAUGCAUAACUGCAUCGUCAACUGUCAGUUCUAUUGGACCACAAAUCCUGUGCUCGUUUUAAUAAUUUUUCCAAAUACUUCAAUGUAUGACAGAAGGAGAUUUAACAUCGGUCAUUUUUCAGUACCACGCCUCCCAAACAGUUUGGUUGCGGUUGUUAUUCAGCUCAAUCUUCUGUUUAUCUAAACUUUAAAUAAUUACUACUAUUUCUUUACAUAACAUUAUUGGUCACAACACACUUUUAACACGGUCUCAUUUUUCAACAAAUCUCAUUGAUUAAUGCCAAUAAAUGUCUUCUGUACCUCUGACAUACCAACUUAUCUCAUUAGACAAGGACUUAUCUCGUUAUUUUGAGGAAGUUUGUAUUUUGUCAUAGCAUGAAACAUGCCAUGUUAUGAAAACAAGAAAAGGAUCCUGUGAGUGCCUAUAGUGAGAACAUUGAAGCCUACAAUGGCAAGAAAAAUUUAAAUGAAUCAUGAUUUGAUUGAGUUUUAUUUCUUUUUCAUAUUUGGUAGGAAACACAGUAAAGGUAAAGGUUCAAACAAGCUUCGAGUUAUGAUGAGAAAUAGGUCUUGUUUUGUAAUAUGACAGAUAUAAUGAUUGUGCGAAUGAGUGUUGUUAUCGCAAUAGCAAUAUUUUGUUAUAACAUUGCUUUUAAUCAUUUUUUUUUCAACAAUUAGUGCCUUACACUUCAGCUCUUUUCUGACUGCGUGAAUCAGGCCUACACUCAAUUUUUGAUAAAAGCUGAGGCGCCACGAAUCCAAACCUUUUAAGGCCUGUACCACAUGGGCUCGUCUGCCUUGAGCAGCAGGUCACUGGUUCAACUCCCAGCUGGCUGCAUGUCCUGACUCUCUCAAACUGUUCCCUGUCUCUCCCUCACUACAUAUGUUGAAUGAAGGCAAAAAAUACCAAAAAGAAAUAGAUACUUGAAAAUGAAAUUUUAGUUUUAUAAAAUAAAUUAGUGUACUGUUACUGUAUGUUCACGUUGAGAGCAACUCGGCUCAUGGUAAUCUUCCUGCUCUAAAGGUAAGCAGAGAGUAUCUAUACGGUGAAAUCCUUUAUUAUCAAAAACAUUAUGUUGAGUUUCACAUUUAACUGCAACUGUUUCUCCCAUAUCCAUUAUAUCCACCCAGUGUCACAAUCAUAGUCUUUCAUAUCAAAGUUCCUAUACAGUGUUGAUGAUGUUGCAUCGGAUACUCAGAUGUGGUUGACUAGUUCAGUCACAAUUCAGAUAAAGAAGAGCACGACAAAUCAUAAGAACAUAAAAGACAAUGCUAAAGGACGAUGAAAUGUCUCUUCUAGUUGUCCAUUCACGUAGUGUUUGUCCCUCUCACUCGUUCCCGCUGUUCCUCAUUCAAACCAUGUUCACUGCUUUGAGUUGAAAUGAAGUAGGAUAGUUUCCAUGUUUAUUUAACAUUUGCAGAAUGUACUUUGAAGAACCAAAAGAAAAUACUCAUUUUGUGUUAAUUAUCUGCAUAGAAUAUUUGCGAGUACACACUCAAAGUUACUUGUGUUCGUGCGUAUUCGCUUCACAUUUUAAAAUGUUCACUUUAUCACAAGCGGUGAUUUCUUAACGUCUAAUCAACGGCAACUGUUUUAGGAGGAAUAAGCAGGUGUCUAUGAAGUUGAUACUUUAUCUAUUCAUGUUUUAGUAGGUUAAAGCUGCUUUCUGUGUAUCUCUUUUUAUCUAAACAACCACCAUAUGAGAGCUGAUGCUCUUAUUUUCCGAAGGUGUUAUUUUGGUCUGAGCAAGGUGAACGGUCUUUUGCCGAACCACCAGUGAAAACAGUUACAAAACGAUCUACCGUCGCCUCUGACAUUUCUGUGGACCGGCGUGCUCUUGAAGCCGAUUCCUGAGCAAUAAUCUUUUUGUGCAAACCCCCAAAAAAUCACAAUAACAAAAUAACACUUUUUUUUUAUAUCCCACACUCCGUCUCUCUCAACACCACGCUCACUCCUAAAAACACACACACGUAACAGUUAGUUUCCCUAUUUUUGGUUGUGUUUUUGUCGUCAUCAUCUUAUUCAUGUUGCUGUGGCAACUGAGGCAACUGAGGCCAGAUCCGGUUUGGCAUCUAUUAUGUAUUCUUACAGAGCAGUAGAGGGUUUGUGCACUUAAUCUUCAAAAAGUAUUACAUGUGUGUAGGAUCUUGUUCAAGGUGACAUUUCAGAAUCCAAAUUUUAUUGCUCAGUCAAUUUAGACAUAAUAGUGAAAUACAUGCCACAGUUAAAUAAGUCUACAUUUGAAUACAUUCUUUUUUCAAAUGAAUUCAGUUGCGAUUUCAUUUAGGCCUGAGCACCGACCGCUGCUGGUUAACCACAUCCAUCUCCCACUUGGUCAUUGUAUUUUAAUACUAUGAACAUUUAGAUUACUUACAUACCGAACGACUGCCAGGAAAAACAAAAUCCCGGUUCUGGUCUUAGGUUUGAGGUGAGGUGAAAACAGAGUUCAACAUUCACCUCCAGAUGUCACAUUCUUAACAGGUUUUGGUUGGUCUGAUAACACAAUCAUGUUUACUUUAUUAUACUACAAUCAGCACCUUUGAAGAGAUGUGCACAAACCAUUUACCACAUAUUGAAAAGGCAUACAAUUAUCAUGUCCUUAGAGCUUUAUGUACGCCACCCAGCAACUGUACUCUGUGCCAUAACCACAUGUAUUUAUUCAGUAUAUAAACCACUUACAGCCAGUCCGCCAUAUAAACCUUAUAUAACCAAAUUAGAUAUGAAGCUAAGUCCUGUCAUGCAUGUUCAUGUUGCUUCACAUACUGAAUCACUAACGUUGCUCCGUGGUACUGCUGUUCUCUGUUGUCUAUUAUGCAUGUGUCCCUUUAGAGAAGCCUAUGCAAUGCCCCGACACAUUGAUAACGUUUGCAGCAGAUGAAAUGACUUGAAUCUCCGGAGCACAACUGGUCAACUUAAGAAAAACAGUAUGUGUGAAAAUUAAACGGAAGAAAUGCAGGAUUGAAAUGUUGUUGGAGCACAAAUGUUAUGCAAAUAUUUUGAGGCCAGUGCCUGCUGUCCGACUAAGGUAUUGCUUGUGAGAAAGAUUGUCAAGACAGUGCUUCUUUUUUUUUUUUAAGAAAAUGAAAUAAAAAUUCUAUUCCAUCUUAUCGAAGUUUUGAAACAGAGUAGAAAUGUAUUGUAUUAUUCAAGAGAGUUUGUAUUUAACCCAUGUUUUUUAUCCUGAUGAAAUAAAAAGUUGUUUCAA
Messenger RNA from Scophthalmus maximus (turbot), 7114 nucleotides. It is a transcript of the gene syne3, whose product is annotated as spectrin repeat containing, nuclear envelope family member 3. The transcript has 18 exons. Gene Ontology annotation, biological process: nuclear migration. The record is from RefSeq and is a predicted model, not a curated record. Gene Ontology annotation, molecular function: actin filament binding. Lineage: Eukaryota; Metazoa; Chordata; Actinopteri; Pleuronectiformes; Scophthalmidae. Gene Ontology annotation, cellular component: nuclear outer membrane; meiotic nuclear membrane microtubule tethering complex; cytoplasm. Bases 120 to 3527 code for a protein of 1135 amino acids.